Messenger RNA from Scylla paramamosain (green mud crab), 2160 nucleotides. Its product is annotated as BTB/POZ domain-containing protein 6-A-like. Gene Ontology annotation, molecular function: protein binding. Gene Ontology annotation, biological process: neurogenesis. The transcript is spliced from 6 exons. Lineage: Eukaryota; Metazoa; Arthropoda; Malacostraca; Decapoda; Portunidae. Bases 450 to 1199 code for a protein of 249 amino acids. Gene Ontology annotation, cellular component: cytosol. The record is from RefSeq and is a predicted model, not a curated record.
ACACACACACACACACACACACACACACACACACACUCGCUCGCUCACAAAUUGAUCAGAAAGAGACGAAACGGGUUCUACGCUUCCCGUCUCUCUCUCUCUCACUGACUCACACUCUCUCUCUCUGCGAUUGUAAAGGAAGAGACAGGUGUGCGCGGAUCACUUACCUGUAAUUAGGCUACGGCAGGUGUGUCUGUAUUGGUUUACCUGCCUGACUAAUUAGAAGCAAUGAGUGAAGUGCAGGUGACAGCGGACGGUGGAAACAGGUGACGGUAAAGGAAAUUUUUUUUGACACCAAGACGGAUAAUUAAUUAAGUUUAAAAAGGAAAGGAAGGUUUGGGAAAAGAAGUGCACGAGGAAGAAUUGGAAGACUCAAGACUCCUCCGCUGCCUGUGACUCGCCAACUUCAGGAGAUUAUCGUUUUUUUUUUAAGGGGGUCGAGGCGGGCAAUGUCGUCAGUGGUGGAGGGUCAGGGGCGCAAGCCAGCCUGGCAGGGGAACCUCGCCAGCCCCAGCCAGCGGGUAGCGGCUCUCCUACACUCCUCCAAGCUGUCUGACCUCACCAUCACCCUGCCAGGCCUCCAGAACCCUAUCAAGGCUCACCGUCUAAUCCUGGCCAUGAGCUCCCCUGUGUUCGAGGCCAUGCUGUACGGCCCCCUAGCGGAAGGCCCCGAGGUUACCCUGAAGGAGGACCACCCUGAGGCGCUGCAGUGGGUGCUCGAGUACAUGUACCGCGGCCACACCAGACUCCCGGAGGUGGCGCUGACGGUGAAAGUGUACCAACUGGCCAGCAAGUAUCAAAUGGAGGCUCUCAUGACACUGUGCUCUGAGUUCCUGCAGACGACGCUGACGGCCGCUAACCUGCCGGAGAUUUACGAUACUGCCAUGCUGCUGGAGGACACGAGGCUGCUGGAGAGAUGCUCGAAGGUGGUGAAUCACUCCCCUGCCUCUGUGCUCUCCUCGCCACACCUGGGGCGCCUCUCUCGCCCCCGCCCUCACCCACCUGCUGCAGCACCCCCUCCACAUCACCUCGGAGGUCGUGCUGCUGGAGGCGCUGCUGAGAUGGGGCCACGCGCAGGGGACGCGAAAGGAGCUGCGGAAGGAGAUCGAGGAGUUCCUGCCGCAGGUUCGCUUCCUGACGCUGACCACGGACGAGUUCGUGGAGCACGUGAUGCCUGCCGGCGUGCUCACCCUGUCUGAGAUGACGGCGCUGCUGAUGAGCAUCAAGCAGCUGCAGGGCGUCACGCUGCCGCCACUCUGCUGCCCCGAGCGGGAGAAGCGACUCUGCUAUGAUGAAACACUGCUGCGCUCCCAUCACCCUGGCGCCGCGGUCCGUCUCCUCGCGCUCCAGGAAGCAGGCGCGCGGCAGCAACUUUGUGCACGCCAUGAACGAGCAGAUCCUCAUCGCGGACCUGCGCACGGCCACACCCCUGCAGCUGGCGCGCAUCGAGUGCCGCGCCAUCCACCCCACCAGCGGCACGGCCUGCGUCUGCCUCAAGGACAGCGAGGGUAACCUGCUGGCCAGCGUGACGGCAGAGGGGACGGAGGCGCGCUUCUCCGGCCCGGUGACACUCAAGCCCCAGCGCCGCCCACAGCGUCACCGUCAGCCUGGAGGGGCACUGGCCGCGUGGGGAGCUGGGCGAGGCCGCAGCUAUGCAGGACGAGGUGCGGCUCACGGCGCGGGUUGCCUACACUGAGGGGCGCGCCGGCUCCGUCACGCUGUACUUUUGGUCCUUCAAUUGAUGGACGCCACCUCUCAGUUAGGCACCAGGUGUCGCCCUCAGGGAUCGUGGAGUGAUGCAGGACAGCAGACGCAACACAGGAGCAACACAACACGUGCUUGAAGACUAGAAACAUACAAGCAACGAAACACAUGCUUAUAAAACCAGGAACGCCUCAUCAUCACAACACACACACACACACACACACACACACACACACAUGCAGUGCCUUCUUUGUGUGCUUCACUUGCUUGUACAAACACAAAGGACACCCGUCACCCGCCACCUGCCACCCGCCACCUGGCCCUGCCGUCACACCGAUACGUUUCAUCAUAGCCCAGAACAAAAAGAGUCGGUGCACGUCUUGCCUCGCGCCACGCCUCCCCUCCACCGCCCACCUUGCAUCUCUUUGAUCUCAUAAAUAAAUAAAUAUACGUAAA